Molecule: messenger RNA, 650 nt
Organism: Selaginella moellendorffii
Lineage: Eukaryota; Viridiplantae; Streptophyta; Lycopodiopsida; Selaginellales; Selaginellaceae
Product: iron-sulfur assembly protein IscA-like 3, mitochondrial
Exons: 4
Coding region: 114-503 (129 amino acids)
Biological process (GO): iron-sulfur cluster assembly
Cellular component (GO): cytoplasm; mitochondrion
Molecular function (GO): 2 iron, 2 sulfur cluster binding
Source: RefSeq, a predicted model, not a curated record
GUGGGCGCGAGGGCGAGGAUGAUGCGGAGGCUAUGUUCAGGAGAAGCGAGAGAGCGGCGAUCUCGCGCUUGUGACUCACUGGGAAGGGCUUUCUUCUACAGCGCAGGUCAGGAAUGGCAGCAGCGUGCGCCGCCAGGGAGGGAUUGAGGCAAGCCUCCUCGUCCCGGAAGAAGCAAGCGAUUGCGCUGAGCGACAGCGCGGCCAAGAGGAUCCGGCAAUUGCUAGACUUGCGGAACAAAGAUUACUUGCGCGUGGGUGUCAAGGUCCGGGGAUGCAAUGGCUACUCCUACACCAUGAACUACGCAGAUCAAGCCGAGCGCCACGAUGAGCUCGUGGAGGACAAAGGCGUCAAGGUUUUGAUCGACCCGCGAGCGCUGAUGAAGAUCAUCGGCACCAAGAUGGAUUUCAUCGAAGAUCGUCUCAAGUCGGAAUUCGUGUUUCUAAAUCCCAACGCUACCGGCACUUGCGGCUGCGGUGAAUCCUUCACGGCAAAGGAGAAGUAAAAAAACGAGAAAAAAGACAAUAACCGGACUGCGGCGCAGUUAAACUUUUUCUCUGUAAAGCAGGCUUAAAAAUAGAGUAAUCCGGAUAAGAGCGGAUAAUAAAUCUGGAUAAUGGCGCCGUACGUGCGCCGUACGAAUUUGUGACCA